CAGACAUCGCACCGCCCCCAUCAAUAACUCACCACCCCCCCCCAAGUACCCGCCCUCCUCCUUGGAAAAACCACGCCGGCCCGUGUCUUACGAGCCCUCUCUCCUCACCAGCCUUCCACAAACCACCUCUCCGUCCACCCAAUCCUGCUUGCUUGCCCAGUAGUAGUGCAACCAACCGCUCUUCCAAGCUUCCAUAUUUUCCUGCUUUGGCUACUAACCCACCAGUGCUAAGUGCUAAGGGAGAGACCUAACGGAAGACCUAACGGAAGACCUAAACCCAAGAGCCUACACAGAAGGGAUAGGGCAUCUGUGUGCGACGGACUGUCCACUACUGUCCCCAUUGAGCCGCGUCUGUCUCAUCCCAAAACUCUUUUGGGUCUCACACUCGAGAAGAAGCGAGACAAUCAGACCAGCCUCUCUCCUGUCGCGCCUUUGCUCGCACCGCAUCUCUCUCUUUUACGUUUACGCGCCAUUCCCAACGCCCUCCUGAGUGGACCGCGCCUACAUUCAUCCAUCACCACUGAAUCCUCAUCGUUGACCAGAUCGCUGCUGCAAAUCCAUUUGGCCGCGACCGAGGGUUCUGGAGACCUCUUUCAGCUAAAGACCACCUCGUCGACGGCUCACCUUUGAGCGACGCUUCGCCAUGACUUCCAAUAAUACCAGUAUGGACCCGACAGAUCCGGGAACACCAAACCCAACGUCAAAUGUUGAACCACCAACUUCAACUGCUGACACAUCUGCUCCUCCAGUGACGACGCCGACGGAACCGGUCCCCCCUCCUACCUCGCAGACCACCACUGACCUUCCUACGUCCUCGGUGGCUCCUCCUCCCACGACAACAACCAACGAGCCGCCGACUAGCACGUCGGAACCCCCCCCUACAACCACGUCCGACAACCCUACAUCAAGCCAAGAACCUCCCUCCUCUACUCCACCGACAUCAACAGACAAUACCGGCGGCGGCAACAACGGACCCUCAAAAACAACCAUCACCCGCUCCACGACCGCAGCGCCAACAACCCCCACCAGCGGCACAACCACCGGGCCACCAUCCACGACCAGCUCCGACCCCUCUCUCAACGACGGGAACUCCGGCAAUAACAGCGGCGGCAGCCAUGGACUCACCGGAGCCGGGCGCACCGCCGUCGCAGUCGUCGUCCCCAUCGUGGCCGUAGCCCUGAUCGCCCUCCUCGCGCUCUGGUUCUGGCGCCGCCGCAAGCAACGCAAGGACGCCGAGGAGCUGCGCAGAAAGGAGGUAGAGGAGUACGGCUACAACCCUAACAACGACCCCACCCUCCCCGCCAUCGGCAUGGUCGGCGGCGCUGCCUCGACUGACAACGGAGCCCAUCACGAAGAGGAAUCGGGAUAUCGUGGAUGGGGAACUACGACUAAUACGUCUGGCCGCAAGGCGUCGACGACUAUGUCUGGCGGCGCUGCAGGCGCGUACUCCGAGGGCGCACAAUCGCAAGCCCCCGUCUCAGAGACGCGCUCUGAUAACGCCCUCGUAGGCAACGGACGCCCGCACUCUGAUGAGGUCGAGCAGCUCGGCGCAAUGGGUCCAUCCGCCGCCGGGAACAGGGGCGGAGACAUCCACCGCGGUGUUUCCAACGCGUCGUCCUCGUAUAGCGCGGGUCACGCGUCUGAUGGCUCGGAUGAGCAGGCUGUCCCCGGUGGCGCGUAUGGUGCCGCGCAGUACUACUCGAAUGAUGGGCCGUAUGCGGAUCAGGCUUAUGGAGGUCGUGGGGGCCCUGUAGAGGCGCAGGGACAGCCGGUUAUUAGGGAUAAUCUGGCGAGGAGGGCGACGAGGAUCGAGAACCCGUCGCACUUUCCUACGCAGGCUAGUGCGGGGAUUUCGCAGAAUUUCUAAGUCGUGGAUGAUGUCGACGGCUGAGGUGUGUGCCAGCGUGGUGGUUUCGCCAAAAAAGCAACGGGGACGACGGACGUGUUAUUAGUACGAUUACGCUCGAGGACAGAAAGAGGAGAACGAAGAGAGACGCGGCGUUUAAUAAUCUUUUUGCGAAUGAGGAGCUUGAGGCCUUUUUUACCUUCUUCUUACAAACUCUACACCCACCUUUUUUUAUAUAUGUUUUUUAACGUCAUUAAUGGAGCAUAAGGGGGGAAUUUGCAAUUGGCAUUUGGCAUCUAGGGAUGGGAAAUAUGGGAAGGGGAUUUGAAAGGAUGUUGUUGUUGUACAAAGUCGAACAUUUUUUUCUCUUUCGUUGUUUGUUCGUUUGGUGGUGGUGGUGGUGGUGGUGGUGGUGGUGGU
Messenger RNA from Pseudogymnoascus verrucosus, 2266 nucleotides. RefSeq lists its product as uncharacterized. The record is from RefSeq and is a predicted model, not a curated record. The transcript has 2 exons. The coding region runs from base 644 to 1867 and encodes 407 amino acids. Lineage: Eukaryota; Fungi; Ascomycota; Leotiomycetes; Thelebolales; Thelebolaceae.